Hippoglossus stenolepis (Pacific halibut) is the source of this 7627-nucleotide messenger RNA. It is a transcript of the gene iqsec3a, whose product is annotated as IQ motif and Sec7 domain ArfGEF 3a. Gene Ontology annotation, biological process: actin cytoskeleton organization; regulation of ARF protein signal transduction. Bases 215 to 4648 code for a protein of 1477 amino acids. The record is from RefSeq and is a predicted model, not a curated record. The transcript is spliced from 14 exons. NCBI's taxonomy places the organism in Eukaryota, Metazoa, Chordata, Actinopteri, Pleuronectiformes, Pleuronectidae. Gene Ontology annotation, molecular function: guanyl-nucleotide exchange factor activity; protein binding.
UUCUGGUAUCCUCACACAGCAUCGAUCGAGAGAGAGGGAGAGGGAGCACACGCGAGAGAGAGAGGGAGAGAUACCCAGCCCCUCCAGAGUGUAGAGGCGUCAAACGGCCGCCAGAGCAUCCCGGUUACGCACCGUUCCGAGGCCCCAGAAGCGCCAGAACCAGCUGAAGGAAAAGUCAGCGUCGCCGGGCACACGGUCGCAGCCACAGUCAGUGAUGGAGAGCCUGCUGGAUAAUCCAAUGAAAGCCGUUCUGUACCUGAAGGAGCUCACCACCAUCGUCCAGAACCAGCAGAGCCUGAUCCAGACGCAGCGCCAGCGCAUCGACGAGCUCGAGCGCAAGGUGGAGGACCUGAUCGGCGAGAACCGACUGCUGCGCGACCCGCACCACUACGUCCAGCAGCCGGCUCCGCAUCAGCACCACCACCACCCGCACCACCACCAACACCCGACCCACCGCAGCGUCAGUCCCCAGGCGCCGGCCCACCUCCAUCACCCGCACCCGGGGAGCAACAAGGCUGCGGUGCACCAGGCGCAGCUUCAGCAGCAGCAGCUUCAGCAGCAGCAUCAGCACCAGCCACCACCGCCGCAGCAGCAGCAGCAGCCGCAGCCGCAGCCGCAGCAGCAGCAGCAGAUCCCAGGUCUGUCGGCCCAGCCUCAGCAGCAGCAGCAGCAGCACCACCAUCAGCAGCAGCAACAGCAGCAGCUUCCGUCACCCGCUGCUCCGUCCUCCCACCACCCGCAGCAGCUGCAGCUCGUCCCCACCUCGCCGCAGUCGCCCAAAACGAGCCAAGCCAGCCCGGACUCCGGCGAGGAGGACAAGAGGAGCCCCUGCUGCAAGUCCCUGGUUCCGCAGACUCCCACCACCCUGUGCCGCUCAGUUGGACUGGCCAGGAAAGCGGACAACCAAACAGUGCUGCACCAGUUCUGCUGCCCAGCCCCCGAGGCCCCAGAGGGGGAGACAUCGACCGCCUGUGUCCCCAGCGAUGACCUUCCUCCAGGAUCGUCUAUGGGGGAGGAAGGGAAGGGAGGAGAGGGGGAGCUGCAGAGUGAGGCCCAUUCACAGCCAGAACCAGCACCAGAACCAGAACCACAACCACAACCAGAACCAGAACCACAGCAACAGCAGCAAGAGACUCUGCCACAGACUCCACCGCCACAGCCACAGCCGCAGUCAGAGCCAGAGCCAGAGCCACAGCCACAACCAGAUCCAGAACCAGAGCCAGAGCCAGAACCAGAACCAGAACCAGAAUCAGAACCAGAGCCACAGCCCCAACCUGAAAUCAAACCUCAGCCUCAACCCGAACCAGUACUGCAGCCCGAACCGGAGCCUGAGCCUCAGCCUCAAGUUGAGACUCCAAGCGAGGAAGCCGUGCAGGACGCACCUGAAUCCCCUUCGCCGUGCGGAGAGGUGCAGCCAGCAGGGGAGCAAGAGGACCAAAAGUCGGAAGACUUUGCCGAAGCGAAGAGAAAGCAAGAGGCAGAGGCAGAGGCAGAGCGGCGUGAGGGCGAGGCAGCGCGGCGUGAGGGCGAGGCAGCUCAGGAGCAAGAGGAGGAGGUGGAGGAAGGGGGAGGCGCUAAAGGAGGUGGGGCGGCCAGGAGGGCCAGCCUGCACCACACGGCCUCGCCCAUGAGGGUGCAGCGCAAUGGCGCCGGCUCGCACACGGCCACCUCGGACUAUGAGCUCUCGCUUGACCUCAAAAAUAAGCAGAUCGAAAUGUUAGAGCACAAAUACGGUGGACACCUCAUCUCCCGCCGUGCCGCCUGCAAGAUCCAGACUGCCUUCCGUCAGUACCAGCUCAGCAAGAACUUCGAGAAGAUCCGCAACUCACUGCUGGAAAGUCGCCUUCCUCGACGUAUCUCCCUGCGCAAGGUCCGCGUGCAAAACACGGAGGGUUUCUCUGCUGAACGGGCCCUGGCAGAAGGCUGUAACUUGGCAGGCAUCCCAUUGGUGCGCUCACCAUCUCUGCCUGCCACGGUUGGUGGCACCCUGACUGACCUGGAAGACUCCUUCACUGAACAAGUCCAGUCACUGGCAAAGUCCAUAGAUGAUGCACUCAGCAACUGGAGCCUGAAGACCAUGUGUUCACUGCAGGAAGGCGGCACCUAUCAAUUCACUGCCGACUCUUUCAGUAGAGCCGCAGCAGCUGCUGCUGCAGGGGUGGGAGGUGGGGGAGAAGGAGGUGUUGUGGGAGAGCCAGAGAUUCAUCAAGUCCCUGUGGACCCAAGUGACCUGUCAAGAAGUGCAAGCAAGCUGAUGAUGGCAUUCCGAGAUGUGACGGUGAAAAUCGACAGCCAGAACUUCAGCGUUUCAUCUUCAGUGAUGGAAUCGUCCACUUCUGUCACACUCGGCAGCUGCGUCCAGCAAGAAGGAAACUUCACCACUGUCACAACCGCUUCCACAACAACAAACUCCACACCAAGCUCUGGUCCCCUUCAAGAACCCCCUCCUCCUCCUGCAGAGGUCCCAGCUGAGCCUAUAGAUCCCCCACCGCCCCCCCAAGAACCCCCACCACCCCCAGAAUCAGAGACAGAAGUAGGCGAGCAGGAUAUUGAAUUCCCUGCUCCUCCUCCAAGUGAGGAAGAGCUAGGGGAGGAUGAGCCACUUCCCCUUACCCCUCUUGAAAAGAUGGCCGCCACGCAAAGCCGGGAGAAUAUUGUGGUGGUGGCCCCACCACCCACAGAAUCCCCUCGAGCCCCUCCACCACAGAGCUCUCCUGUGUCGGAGCCUCUGGGGGUCAAUAGAUGUGGCUCCGAGAUGGCAGAUAACAGCUCGGAGCAGAUGAGCAGCAGCAGCACGUCCACAGAGGCACGCUCCACAUCAGAAGCCUCAUCCAAGGAGGCCCUGCAGGCUAUGAUCCUCAGCCUGCCACGCUACCACUGUGAGAACCCUGCCAGCUGUAAAUCACCCACGUUGUCCACUGACGUCAUGCGAAAACGCCUCUACCGCAUCGGCCUCAACCUCUUCAAUGUAAACCCUGACAAAGGCCUUCAGUUCCUCAUCUCCCGAGGUUUCAUCCCCGACACGCCCAUCGGUGUGGCGCACUUCCUGCUGCAGAGGAAGGGCCUGAGUCGGCAGAUGAUCGGAGAGUUCCUCGGCAACAGCAAGAAGCCGUUCAACAGAGACGUACUAGACUGUGUUGUGGAUGAGAUGGACUUCUCGGGGAUGGAGCUGGACGAAGCGCUGAGGAAGUUUCAGGCCCACAUUCGUGUCCAGGGAGAAGCCCAGAAGGUGGAACGUCUUAUCGAGGCCUUCAGCCAGCGCUACUGCAUGUGCAACCCUGACGUGGUGCAGCAGUUUCACAACCCGGACACCAUCUUCAUCCUGGCCUUCGCCAUCAUCCUGCUCAACACCGACAUGUACAGCCCCAACAUCAAGCCCGAUCGCAAGAUGCUGCUGGAGGACUUCAUACGCAACCUGCGAGGUGUGGAUGAUGGAGCAGAUAUCCCCAGAGACAUGGUGGUGGGAAUCUACGAGAGAAUACAGCUGAGGGAGUUACGCUCCAACGAAGACCACGUCACCUACGUCUCCAAGGUUGAGCAGUCUAUUGUGGGCAUGAAGACGGUUCUCUCUGUCCCUCACAGAAGAUUGGUGUGCUGCAGUCGACUUUUCGAGGUGACAGAUGUCAACAAGGCCCAGAAGCAGGCGGCGCACCAGAGAGAAGUCUUCCUCUUCAACGAUCUAAUUGUGAUCUUGAAGCUUUGUCCAAAGAAGAAGAGUCCUGCAGCCUACACGUUCUGCAAAGCCAUGGGCCUGCUGGGCAUGCAGUUCCACCUGUUUGAAAACGAGUACUACCCUCACGGCAUCACCAUCCUCUCGCCCUUCGGAUCGGACAAGAAGCAGGUUCUUAACUUCUGUGCCCAAAGUGCAGAGGAGCUGCUCAAAUUCAUCGAGGACCUGAAGGAAUCAAUCUCGGAGGUGUCGGAGAUGGAGCAGAUACGUAUAGAAUGGGAGCUGGAGAAGCAGCAGGGGGCCAAGACGCACUCGGUAAAGAACAACGGCACACAGCUCGAGCUGCGUGGCAAACCGGGCUCCACAUCAGGAAACCAGGAGGUAGACGAGAGAAGCGGACACAAUGCAGUGGAGGUGUCAAUUCACAACAGGCUUCAGACGUACCAGCUCAGCAGCAGCAGCUCGGCUCGGAGUCCCGAGAGCGUGGCCCUUCUUAACCACCGGGGGGAGCUACUUUUCCAGCAGGCGCCCCAGGGGCUAAUCCAGGGCCCGGCGCCUCCACCUCAGCACCCGCAGCUGCAGGCAGCAGCAAGCACCCCCGUCCACCACCUCCACCUCCAGCAGCAACACCAGACCGCCGUCAGCAUGUCCGACCUGCGGCCCGAGACGCUCAUCCAGUGUCAACAGAUCGUCAAGGUCAUCAUGCUCGACCACAGCGGGCACGGACGCGUCGAGGCCUUCCUCAGCCAAACGCCCACUCACCACCACUACCAUCACCACCACCACAGCCAUCGCCAGCUCAGCCACUCGGCCAUGUCCACCCCGGUCCGCUCCCCGGACGGCUCCCACGGCGGCGACGGCCACCAGCCCCCGUUACCUCCCCCACCUCCGCCUUAUAACCACCCGCACCAGUAUAUACCCCCAGACCCACGACUCAGUCUACACCGGACCCCAAGUGACUCUCAGAGCAUGGUGUAAAUAGAUAAACUAGCAUUACUUCCCCAAAACACACACGCACACUUCCAUCAAUCCUCACCCGCUCUCUAUCUAUUUAAAAGUACAUAAUGUACAUAUAUACAUACUGAAGAAAGAGCUAUAGUGAAAAAAAUGAAAUCACACUUAUAUGCAUAUAUUUAAAAAUAAACUAAAAGAAAAAUCAAGGUUUUAAAAGAGAUAAGGAAAUAAAGUGCAUAUAUAAAGUUUUACUUGAUUCCACAUGUAUUUUGAAAUAUUACGUAGUUUUAACAAAUUUCUAUAACGUUUUUGUCAGUUUUAAAAGAAAAACUCUCAGAUAUUCAGUUUCUGGAUGGAUUCCUUUUAACUCCAGUGUUCACAAACAACAAAAACAACAGAAAAAUGUGAAUCCCUCAAACUCUUCCUGGGACGGACCCACUCUGAGGACCUUCUGUUUUCGCUUUCAACAUCCCACAGCUCAUGCCUCCUGUGCUGUAUGUGCGCAUGCGUGCAUAGCUGACACUUAAACUUAAAAGAAAUCAUGUGCCAAAAUACACACGCCUCCACUAAACACUUCUUUGCACUUGACUAAACGCUAGGGCUGGAAGAAAAGAGAAAAAAAUAGUCCUUUUCACGCUUCUCCCUCAAGGAGCAUGAAUAACAAAACUGAUAUUUCAUAUUUAAAAAAUAAAAUAAAAGAAGCUAUUUCCCCAUUUUCACUCUUUCUGAUUUAUUUAUGCGAUGAAGAGCCUUCUGUCCUCUUCUUCUUCUCUGCACCCCUGGAUUAAAAAGGCAAAAAAAAAAAAGAGGCAACGUCGUUUCCGAUAAGCGGCGUUUUCUCAUCUGCUCCUCCGUCGCGCCGCGGCUCUCUAUCAUCAGAAAACACUCCCGCUCGAUUGUCACGCUACAGUGAAGGAUGAUGGGAAACAAAGGGCAACAAAUCACGUAGACUGUCGCCAAACCAAAAAGUCCGACCACGGGAUGGUUCUGUGUUUCUGUCGUUUGUCUUUUACCGUCCACGUUCAAUGUUGUUAAACGCUUCCCAGAGAAAUUCUCGCCACGUUUAUCUAACGGAGGAAGAACUUCAUUUUUUUCUUUCUUUUUUUCAUAUUUUGAAACACCGAAACUGCUCUCUGACUUUUUCUAAAAACCACGCGAUUCCGAAACCCCCCGUGUGUAUAUUAUACUAUACGUAACAACACACUGUGUGUUCAUCUGUGCGUUUGUGGAAAAUUUUGUGCUUCUUCACUUUCUUUCAGGAAAAUCGCCAUUGAAUUUCCCGUGAAGAGGUUCCCCGCUGCGAAAAAACGUUAAAUGUCAAGAUCUGUGUUUAUUUUCAAUUGUGUGAGGCAUAUUUCCGCUUUUGUGUGUGUUUAACUGCAGGACUGAGCCCUCCUCCCGCGAGACAUCCAGACACCGUCUCCCCGUGUCGGUACAACUCCCAGGUUUUGUUUUUCAGCUCCCUGUGACCGUUUUCCUCCUUCUAACCUUUCAGACUGGCAUUUUCAAAAAGGCAAAACACACACACACACGCGGCUUCUGUUGCAAAACGCUGGCAUUAAUGGUAUUGCUGCUGCUUUAAAUAAGAAUGGGACAAAAAAAAGACGAAUGCAUUAUCUGAUCUGUUCUGUGUCCACCCAAGCUUGGAUUGUAAAUACCACAUGCGAGCGGCUUCGGGGGAAAGGACAAGCGAGUUGUACCUUUAGCCCCUUUCGAAAUGCUACUGCCCCCCCGUCGCACGUCCCCCAUUCUGAAAUAGGUCAGCGGCGGCGCCAUCUUUUAAACAUUGAGCCCCGCCAGGUGCUGCGGAAUGGAUGUGCGGUUAACUCUGCUCCCAUCUGACCCCCAUCUGUCCCACUUGUUGAUUUAUAAUCGCGGAGCCACUGCAGGGACGUCUCUAUCUCAUCGUUCUGUCCUUUCCAACUUACGAUUCCACCCGGUGACAGGACUGUUGUUACGGGGGGUUAGAGUGUGUGUGUGUGUCUGUGUGUGUGUGUGUGUGUGUGUGUGUGUGUGUGUGUGUGUGUGUGCGUCAACAGAAUCCUAAUUCCCCCACAAACAAAUCCGACCCCUCCUCUUUUCAUCUCAGUAAUUGCUUUUCUUAUUAUUACGUAACAAAAUAAGACGAAUUAGUGCUUUCAAAAAACGAAUGAAGAGCUUUUAUGAUAAUUUUCAUAUUUUUACUAGCUAUAAACAAACUUAAAGGUUACAGUUUGACUAUUAUGGACUUUCUUACAUUGAUCGAUGACGAUGGCUUCUUUAUUUGUUUGAAUCAACUUUAAGAUAUAAAAUUAUUCUUUUUAUUUCCUGCAUGACAUCUGUUUUGAGGCCUUUUGACCUUUAAAGUCCCCAAAGUCUUGUUUUUUUUGUGCAUGGAUUCGCUGUGAGCACACUAGUCAGAGAUGAAGAUGCCAAAAUAUGACAAUUUUGAAAAGAAUAUAUGAAAUUUUAUGAUUUAAAAAAAAAAUGAACACGACUUUAAGCAGAAAUAGGUUUUUCUGUGCCUCUAAAUAACUCCUCUUUUGUCAAAACAUGGCCAUUUCUGUUGCCCUCUCCUUCUCUACCCUUUGUAUGAUUGCACAGUUUUUCCCGUCGAUGCAUUUUGGGAGACAAGACGUGCUGCGUGUGCAAUAAACAUACAUGCGGGACACAUUUAAAACCACGGGUUUGUGUUUUGAGAGGAAACAAAUGUAGCAUUUCUGGAGCGCAGAGUGAUGUGACUCCCAAGUGAAGUAGUGACGGACUUUCAUAACGAAACUGACUAAAGGGCUCUGCCAUACCAGUGCACUGCUUCAUGAGUGACAUGUGGAUCUUACAGUCCGGCUCUGCAACACUGUGUUUUGCUCAUACUAGUUAGGACAAUUACAGAAAAGUGGACAUUCGAGGGGACGGACAGGUGGAAACUGAGUGUAACAGAUAUGAUCGGUCACUUCCCUCAGUUCAAUCCUUCUCUACCUGUAUAUCAACAUGCUAUUAAAGAUGAUUUAAGUCUACUCACCUCAA